CUCCCUCCCUACUGUGAAUCUGACAAGCCUGCCUUCCCUGCCUGCCGUCUCUCAACUCCUCUGUUGCUCUGCUCACCAGCCUGUUUACGUCUGCCAGGGACACACACACACCUCUCUCCGCUCCAGUCCGGUCUGGCGGUCCACUGUUAACCUCCUUUAGCUGCUACUUGUCUUUUGUAUUGGUUUUUGGAAGUGUUGGAUAUUUCCUGGUUUUUGUGAAUGGGCGGCCGAUGCGAGGUGGCUGUGACUGUGAAUGGACUGACUGACUGUCAGCUCUGGGUACACAAUUCUGAAGAGGCAAUGUGACAGGUCUCUGGACACCACUGGUAGACUCUGAAUUAUAAACAAACGGAAAGAAAGGAAUUAAGAAGAUCAGUGAGAGGACAAGGAGAGUCGAGGAUGGGCCACAGUGAAGAUGACCUGAUUGGGAUUCCGUUCCCCAACCACAGCAGUGAUGUCCUGUGCUGCCUUAACGAACAGCGCCGCGCCGGGUUGCUCUGUGACGUGGUGCUCAUCGUACGCGACCAGGAGUACCAGACCCACCGCUCGGUCCUCGCCGCCUGCAGCCUGUACUUCAAGAAGCUCUUCACCGUGGCCUCGGACGGAAGGGACAAGCACAGUGUGUAUGAGAUAGACUUCGUGGCCCCGGAGUCACUGACGGCCAUCUUGGAGUUCGCCUACACAUCUACACUAACGGUGACGGCGUCCAACGUGAAAGAAAUUCUUGGAGCGGCUCAGAUGUUGGAGAUCCCCUGCAUCGUCACCGUCUGUCUGGAGAUUAUGGACUCUGGCAAGGGAGGAGGAGGAGAGGGAGAUGGGGAGGAAGAUGAAGAGGAGGAGGAACAGGAGGAGGAGGAGGAGGAAGAGUCGAGGAAGGACGACCAGGAGGUUCAUGAGGAGGACAACGCCAGUGAGUGGUCAACGAGGUCGUCAGAGAGUCAGGACCAGGCCGAGUCGGAGAGAGGAGCACCACCCAGUACCUCUCAGUACCAGCACCAGUAUGAGCUGCAGAGGAACAGGAAGUGCACAGACAAAGACUCUCAGUGUGAGAAACCCAGCCCGGAGCAUGAGCGCAUGGAGAGCCGAGCCCUCAAGGACUUUUCCAUUGAGUCUCUGCUACAGGAAGGGCUGUACCCUAAACUGCCAUCAGUCCUGGACAGGAGGGACAACUUUUCCCCUCUGCUCCCUGGCUUCUACCCUCCCAUGUGGGCUGCAGAGUUCCCAGGAUUCCCCCCGCAGGUCCUCGACCCCAGCCACCACGCCCAGACCCCGACCCUCCACCGUUCCUCCCACCCUUCUCAACUGGACAACCGACCCUUAGACCUGGCCGUGAAGAGAGAGGUCGUCAAGGAGGAGCUGAAGGAGGAAGUCCCUCCCAGCAUGCUCCACAGUGACUUCCUGAAAGACUUAAUGACCUCCGGCCUGGGGGUGGGGGUGGUACGGUCCGAGGGGCCUCACCUCCACCCGGGUCAGAUAAAGCAGGAGGAAGACUUCCGCUCAUACCUGAGCUUCCUGAGUGCAUCAAGCCACCUGGGGGCACUGUUCCCUCCCUGGCAGAUGGAGGAGGAGAGGAAGAUGAAGCCCAAAGCAUCCCAGCAGUGUCCCAUCUGUAACAAGGUGAUCCAAGGGGCGGGGAAACUACCCAGACACAUGAGGACUCACACAGGAGAGAAACCAUACAUGUGCACCAUCUGUGAGGUGCGCUUCACCAGGCAAGACAAGCUGAAGAUCCACAUGCGGAAGCACACAGGAGAGCGGCCCUACGUCUGCCUCCACUGCAACUCUAAGUUUGUCCACAACUACGACCUGAAGAACCACCUGCGUAUCCACACAGGGGUGCGGCCCUACCAGUGUGAGCACUGCUACAAGAGCUUCACACGCUCAGACCACCUGCACCGACACAUCAAGAGGCAGAGCUGCCGCGUCUCACGCCCUCGACGAGGCCGCAAGCCCGCCGCCUGGCGCUCAGCCAACAACUUCCUGCAGGGCCCUCCUAACUCGGCCAAUCACCACGAGGAUGGCAAGGGCGGCUGCCGGCUCCUGCCCUCCUCCCAUCGAAGCGUUAGAGGUCACGGUCUGGGCCUAGGGGAGAGAGAGAGACAGGCCCUGGGUGGUAAGGGUCUGGGCUAUAAGGACUUGGACAGUGACAGCAGAGAGAGCCGGGAGGGCCGGGAGGCUAGAGAGGGCCGGGAGGGCCGGGAGGCUAGAGAGGGCCGGGAGGGCCGGGAGGGCCGGGAGGCUAGAGAGGGCCGGGAGGGCUGGGAAGCUAGAGAGGCCAGAGAGGGCCGGGCGGCUAGAGAGGCUCGGCAUCACCAGUCAGACAGGAAGCAUGUGGUUGACAAGGUAGAGCUGGAGAGACAGAGGGGCGUGUUCACCUUUGCCCUGGCGGGGCCUGGGGGGGAAGUCCUUACCCACCCUCCAUUUUACACCCCGACCCCUGACCCCUGGACCAUUAGACUGGAGAACCACGCCUCUACCAUCCCUGAGCCGACCAACUGACACAGAUUAAAGAUAAUAGAACAGAGACAGUGCCGGCCAACUGACACCUGAACAGAGAGAGAGCCGGCCAACUGACACCUGAACAGAGAGAGAGCCGGCCAACUGACACCUGAACAGAGAGAGAGCCGGCCAACUGACACCUGAACAGAGAGAGAGCCGGCCAACUGACACCUGAACAGAGAGAGAGCCGGCCAACUGACACCUGAACAGAGAGAGAGCCGGCCAACUGACACCUGAACAGAGAGAGAGCCGGCCAACUGACACCUGAACAGAGAGAGAGCCGGCCAACUGACACCUGAACAGAGAGAGAGCCGGCCAACUGACACCUGAACAGAGAGAGAGCCGGCCAACUGACACCUGAACAGAGAGAGAGCCGGCCAACUGACACCUGAACAGAGAGAGAGCCGGCCAACUGACACCUGAACAGAGAGCGAGCCGGCCAACUGACACCUGAACAGAGAGAGAGCCGGCCAACUGACACCUGAACAGAGAGAGAGCCGGCCAACUGACACCUGAACAGAGAGAGAGCCGGCCAACUGACACCUGAACAGAGAGAGAGCCGGCCAACUGACACCUGAACAGAGAGAGAGCCGGCCAACUGACACCUGAACAGAGAGAGAGCCGGCCAACUGACACCUGAACAGAGAGAGAGCCGGCCAACUGACACCUGAACAGAGAGAGAGCCGGCCAACUGACACCUGAACAGAGAGAGAGCCGGGCCAACUGACACCUGAACAGAGAGAGAGCCGGCCAACUGACACCUGAACAGAGAGAGAGCCGGCCAACUGACACCUGAACAGAGAGAGAGCCGGCCAACUGACACCUGAACAGAGAGAGAGCCGGCCAACUGACACCUGAACAGAGAGAGAGCCGGGCCAACUGACACCUGAACAGAGAGAGAGCUGGCCAACUGACACCUGAACAGAGAGAGAGCCAGCCAACUGACACUUCCAACAGAUAACUGAUGCUUCAUCUCAUACUUCUAAGAACAAUACAGAACAGAAAGUUCUCUGCCUGAUAGAUGUUCUACCUGCUGUUUAGAGAUACAAGGAUAUUAGCCUGAGGAGAUGAGAGUUUGAGGGGAGUGAUUGUCUGGGAAUAUAAAUGUAUAGAAAACAGGGGAAUUACUGGAAAACAGUUGAUUUUAGACAUCUCAGAUCAAAAUCACAAGGAUUUUUAUAAAAACAUUUAAUUUGUAGAAAUAAAACUGGAUGAAUAGAUUUUGUAUGUUGCAAAAGUACACCCACACAAAAGAAUACUCUCAGGACAUUAUAUAAUUGUUUAUCUUUGGAUUGUAAUUGUUUAUCUUUGGAUUCACUACAAUCAAUGUAAAUGUCUAAUUCAUAGCAUAAUUCAUAGUAUACUUAAUAUUAGCAAUAGGUUGUUUCUCAAAUUCACAGUCUACAAAAAAAAUUACUAAUAUCAGCCGUUAUUUAUAAACGACAAACAGAUUCCAAAUCCAUCCAAAGUUGAAGACCAAUAUCAGUUCUAAUAGGCAGGGUAGUGUAAGCCACCGAAGAACAUUCAAAACCAGGACAAAUUAUUCACUUGACUUAAAAAAUAUAUAUCUAAUAGAUCCGAAACUUGUUUUCACCCUUGUAUUGCCUUGUUCUCAGGUUUUGUAAAUAUCUACAAAAUGUUUUAAAGAUUUUGACCAUAGUAAUAUUGAUUAUUGUUGUAUUCUACUUUUUUAUCAUCGAUAACCCAUCCAAAGGUGUGCCGUUUGAUAUUUCACACAUUUUUCACAAGCCUUGUGUUACAUAUGGUAUCUGUGUUUCUUCUAAAGACCAAGACGUGUACAAUUCGUUAGACUGAUAUACACUGAAUUAUUGCUUUAGCUAUGCCCUGCUCCUGAUUGGAGUGUUAAGACCAUGAAAGAGGAUUCUACCCUAUGUUCAUAUAGUGCUCUUAACUGAUCUAUGUACAAAUAUUGCUAUUCAGAAUUGUUUGAAUUGAAAUGAAAUGGGAAACUAUUUUCUUGCUAUUUAUGCAUAUUUAAAUGAGCCUUGGCUAUAUUUAGCAAAUAUGUUGUUUUAUAAAAACACUAAAUGUUGUA
This is a messenger RNA of Oncorhynchus kisutch (coho salmon), 4555 nucleotides long. It is a transcript of the gene zbtb7c, whose product is annotated as zinc finger and BTB domain containing 7C. The record is from RefSeq and is a predicted model, not a curated record. Gene Ontology annotation, molecular function: DNA-binding transcription factor activity, RNA polymerase II-specific; RNA polymerase II cis-regulatory region sequence-specific DNA binding; protein binding. The coding region runs from base 400 to 2499 and encodes 699 amino acids. The transcript is spliced from 3 exons. Gene Ontology annotation, biological process: regulation of transcription by RNA polymerase II. NCBI's taxonomy places the organism in Eukaryota, Metazoa, Chordata, Actinopteri, Salmoniformes, Salmonidae.